This is a messenger RNA of Rattus norvegicus (Norway rat), 827 nucleotides long. NCBI's taxonomy places the organism in Eukaryota, Metazoa, Chordata, Mammalia, Rodentia, Muridae. The record is from RefSeq and is a predicted model, not a curated record.
AGAAUCUGUCGUUGUCCAAUCGUCAUCCUUAUCCCGCCCCUUCGCUGACGCAAGAGAGAGGUAGCCAAUCACUAAAGAGAAACCCCGGAAGGGGCUGGAGUUUGGAGUUGGCGUGUGUACGACCCUGCUAGUUUGGUAAGGGACGCAGCCUGCGGCGAGAUGUCCUGGCCCGGCCUUCUCCAUGGCCUCACCACGUCCCUCAGUCGUGGCCUAGCCCUAGCUCCCCAGCUCUGGGCCACCCGUUCCAUGGCCACCCUGAACCAGAUGCACCGCUUAGGCCGCCCGAAGGAACCCCCUAAGCGUCUGGGCCCCACGGAGGGCCGGCCCCAGCUGAAGGGUGUGGUGUUGCGCACAUUUAUCAGGAAGCCGAAGAAGCCCAACUCCGCCAACCGGAAGUGCUGCCGAGUACGCCUCAGCACCGGCAAAGAGGCUGUCUGCUUCAUCCCCGGCGAGGGCCACACCCUGCAGGAGCACCACGUGGUCCUCGUGGAGGGUGGUCGCACCCAGGACCUGCCUGGGGUUAAACUCAAAGUUGUGAGGGGCAAGUAUGACUGCGGCCACGUGCAGAAGAAGAAAUGACCAUAAUUCACAGUGAUCUGCUACUGGAUCCUUGGAAACGGGUUCUUUCUGCUCCAGGGGCAGCUUUUCUUGGGUUCAAAUCUUACUCUGACUCAGCAAGAUGCUAUUAACCUGCAAGAUUUCUGAAGGUGAAUUGGAAGGAGGAACUCUUGUGCCCACUCCCUUGACUUCCAUGUUCAGUGUCUGCAGGUUGACCUCAUGCGCUGGGAUGGGGGUUGUAAUAAACAUAUCUUCAGGUUGUGAUGUCA